This is a messenger RNA of Funneliformis caledonium, 426 nucleotides long. Lineage: Eukaryota; Fungi; Glomeromycota; Glomeromycetes; Glomerales; Glomeraceae. The record is from the annotation of a GenBank genome assembly.
AUGGGGGUGUUGCCGGUUGAAACACAAGCCGCUAAAAGCUCAUUUCAUUAUUUAUUUGUUUAUUUUAGUUCUUUGAAUGGUUUUAUUUUUGUUAAUAUUUUGAAACCUUUAUUUGUUGAUUUUCUAUUUAACCAAAUUAAUACAAAAUUCCGUGAUGAAAGGUUAUCAGUGCUUGAACAACGAAUUAUUUAUGGUAAAUUACAUGGGGUUUAUAAGAAGGCUUUAAAUAAGGCGUUGCAAAAUAAUUUCAGAUCUGAACAGCUAAUCUAUUUACUGGAAAAUUUCUUGGAGGAUGAAGAUGAUGAACAGGAAAAAUUUACCAUGAAGAAGAUUCGAAAAAGAUGCGGCAAAGGACGUCCGUUGGGUACCAAAAGGUUUAAAUCAGCUCAUGAAACUUAUAAACCUAAUUUAAAGAGUCAUCGAUGA